AUGAAGUACUUUGUUGCCAUUGUUCUGCUGUUUGCCGCUGCCCAAGCAGUGCCCAUCGAACUGGGCCAUUAUCCUCUAGUGCAUCAUCAGCCUGUGCUAGCACAUGCGGUGCAUGCCGUGCACGCCGAGCCGGUGGCCUACCCCAAAUACUCCUUCAACUAUGGCAUUAAGGAUCCGCACACGGGUGAUAUUAAGUCGCAGGCUGAGGAGCGCGAUGGCGAUGUUGUGAAGGGACAAUACUCGCUGGUCGAACCCGAUGGCUCGGUACGCACCGUAGACUACACUGCCGAUGAUCACAACGGCUUCAAUGCCGUCGUCCAUAAGACAGCGCCCAAGAUCAUCGCACACGCACCGGUCGUGCACGCCCCCGUCCUGGCACACGCUCCUCUCCUGCAUCAUUACUAA
Molecule: messenger RNA, 405 nt
Organism: Scaptodrosophila lebanonensis
Lineage: Eukaryota; Metazoa; Arthropoda; Insecta; Diptera; Drosophilidae
Product: cuticle protein 8
Exons: 3
Coding region: 1-405 (134 amino acids)
Cellular component (GO): extracellular matrix
Source: RefSeq, a predicted model, not a curated record